UUCGAAACACAGUCGGAAAGCCUGUGUCGAACCCUAAGACUCGGUGUUGAAACGGAUAUCGGAUUAAAAUCCGUUUUAGCUAAGCACAACUCAGUUGUACCUAAAGUUGAGGAUAAUUAAAGGAUCGUGUUAAAUGUGUCGCGUUAACGUUUUUAACAUUAUAAAAUGUUGCGCACUUAAAACGCCAAGUUGUUAAGCACGCCGCUGAUUUAGCUAGCUGCUAACAUCAAGCAGGUAAACAGCUCAUGAUUUGCUGGAAUUUGUUGACCACAAAACUGCAACAUGGGUCGAAAAAAACCCAGCAAAUGUGUGCGCCACGACAAGGGAAAAGAUAAACGACACAAAAUGAAAGGAAAAUCCCUAGGUGUCUUCACAGAGGAAAUGCACACUGCACUUGAAGCAAGUCUUCACACAGAGGAGGGAACAGAGGCAUCUCAGGUGAAACUUCCUUGUCCGCUUGCCAUGUGGGAUUUGGGUCACUGCGAUCCAAAACGAUGUACCGGCAGGAAGUUGGUCCGCAAGGGCUUUGCACGAAACCUCCGCCUCAACCAGAGAUUCAACGGACUCAUACUGAGUCCGAUGGGCACUAAAUAUGUGACACCAGCAGACAGAGAAAUUGUGGCUCAGAGCGGGUUGGCCGUGAUCGAUUGCUCCUGGGCCAAACUGGAGGAAACUCCCUUCAAUAAGAUGGUCGGAUCUCAUCCCAGGUUGUUACCGUACCUCGUAGCUGCAAAUCCAGUCAACUAUGGCAAGCCUUGCAAGUUGUCUUGUGUUGAGGCUUUUGCUGCAACCUUUUGCAUUGUGGGUUAUGAGGAACUGGCGGUGCUCCUGUUAAAGAAAUUCAAGUGGGGGAUGGUGUUUCUGGAGCUGAAUAAAGUUUUUCUAGAGCGCUACGCUUUGGCCCAGUCAGAAGAAGAGCUGCUUGCGAUGGAGAAGGAGCUUCUGUACGCUCGUCCAGAGGAGGAGGAACUUGACCCGUUUGAUGUCAACUCGGGGGUAGAAUGCAUGAAUCUCAACAGACGUCAUUGUGCACCUGAACACGAUGAUUCUGAGGACACAGACAGCUCAGAAGAUAAUGAAGAUGAAACAGAAGAUAAAAACACUGAAAGUGAUAAUGAGUCAACAGCCUCACUUCAUAAUGAAGGGACCCUGUCAGCAUCAUCACCGUAAAGCACAGUGUGACAGAUCAAAUCAAAGCAGAACACUCGCAUCUGCCAUAUGUCAAACUAUUUCUAAAAUGUCAUGUUUUUUUUAAGAAAAUCCCUUUCUGUUCUGUUCCACACACCUUCAUGAAACUGUAUUAACAGGUCAGGCAACUGACAAAAGUUGCAUUAUGUAGAAUUCCCCAACUCCAGCCAUGGAACCAUAUAUAACACCUUAAGAUCAAUCUUGGAGGUUUCCCUCACCUGUCUGCUCGCAUAGUUACUGUAUUUUUGAGAACUGCCAAUUACAAAAAUAUUUGCUGUACAGCAUCAUAUGGUUUGUAUUUCUUAAUGAGUGAUGUAAAUAAAGUUUGACAUAUCUA
Molecule: messenger RNA, 1525 nt
Organism: Thalassophryne amazonica
Lineage: Eukaryota; Metazoa; Chordata; Actinopteri; Batrachoidiformes; Batrachoididae
Gene: tsr3
Product: TSR3 ribosome maturation factor
Exons: 6
Coding region: 283-1170 (295 amino acids)
Biological process (GO): maturation of SSU-rRNA
Molecular function (GO): rRNA small subunit aminocarboxypropyltransferase activity
Source: RefSeq, a predicted model, not a curated record